Messenger RNA from Gymnodraco acuticeps, 1733 nucleotides. It is a transcript of the gene ftcdnl1, whose product is annotated as formiminotransferase cyclodeaminase N-terminal like 1. The record is from RefSeq and is a predicted model, not a curated record. NCBI's taxonomy places the organism in Eukaryota, Metazoa, Chordata, Actinopteri, Perciformes, Bathydraconidae. Gene Ontology annotation, molecular function: transferase activity; folic acid binding.
UUUUAAAAUUGCAGAUACACUGCAGCAUGGCGGCCUGUUCUCUGGGCAACAGACUGGUGGCGUGUCUCCUCAACGUGUCUGAGGCUCGCAGCAAAGACCUGGUGGAGACUGUGGCCAAGGCAGCCUUAUUCAACACUGAAGGUGUUAGACGAGAGGGGACCACGGUGCUGAACAUCUUUAAUGACCAUGACUACAACCGUUCUGUCAUCACCAUUGUGGCCAGCAUCGACUCUAUCAGAGAGGCGGUGCUCGCUGCAUGUGAGAAGGCCUGUGGGCUCAUAGACAUGCGUAUCACUCGGGGGGGGCACCCGUGUAUGGGUGCCGUCGACCUGAUACCCAUUUACCCCCUGGGGGAGGAGGUGGGAGUGGAGCACUGCGCUGAAGAGGCCCGGGCUGUGGCUCAGUGUCUCACAGAGAGGGUCCAGGGCACCAGUGCUUUCCUGUUUGGCUGGGCAGACUCCCCCCUUCAGCGGGGGCUGGCACAGAGGAGGAAGGAGAUGGGCUGGUUCAAGAAGAAGCCAGACAUGCAGACAGUGAGGCCCGACAUAGGGCCGCAGCCACAGGGACGCUUCGGACUCACAGGUGUUGGAGCCAGCCCAUAUGUUAUUAACUGCAACGUCACUAUUGACACCCAGGACUUGGCCUUAGGACGCAGCAUCGCCACAGCCAUCAGGGAGUCGACCCCCGGGGGGCUGCCGGGGGUGCAGGUGCUGGCGCUGCCACAUGAUGGCGCUGUGGAAAUCGCAUGUAAUGUGGAAAGUGUGAAAGGGCGCUACCCUAGCAACAUGACUGCAGGAGAACCAUGGCCGAGUUUCAGCAUCCAGGGCCAGCCCUACUGUCAUGCUCCAGCUUCUCUGAUCACUGCAAGAGUGGCAGAGCUGGCAGGGAGGCAGGGGAUUGGUACAAAGAACACAGCGCUGGUGGGGUUUACCCCCCACGAGUGCAGGGGCCUGGCAGAGUUAGCGCUGUCACAAGGGAUUGCUGAGUUCUGGAAAGAGCAGCACAGGAUCAGAAUGUGAAAAUAAAUAUUUGCCAAAAACAGGAAUCCUCACACUUCUUUGUUUUAUGUCAUAUUAAUUUGUUAAGCCCCGCCCCCUCUGUUACCGUUGAUGCAUGUUUGCAGUUUAAUGUAAUGGUGGCAGAUUUACCUCUCAAAUUCUUAGUUAUUGUUUAAUCAAUAGGUCUUUGAUUUCACACAGAAAAAGCUAAAUAUUUUUUUUCUAGCCAAUUGUUCAUUGCUGAUUUUAUUAUCUGUCAGCUAACACUGUGUCUUCAGAAGGCUUAUCAGACAUUCCUCAGAGUGUUUUAUUACCACUAUGGAGAAUAUUGUGUCAUCCUCUAAAACACACCUGCUGAUCAGUGCCAUUCUAAUGUGACUCUUGCAGUUGAGGAGAUUUGGGUUUCUCUUUAUUUUCUACCAAACCAAGACCAAAAGCCAUAAAUCCCAGCAUGUCAUCCUCCAGAGUGGAAUUUGAAUGUGUUUGUCAUUUCCUGUUUGGAGCAAAUAGGACACUUGUGUUUACUCUGCUGACGACUCUUCCCAUGAUGUUCACCAUCAACCUUACAAUGCAUGACUUUAUGGAAGAGUCACCAUCUGUGCGUAAAACAGCUAUUUUUAUCACAAGUCAUGAACUGAAUCUUAAGAAGCAUCCAGCGCUGGCAACAUGUUUGGAAAUGUUUACUUUUGUAUUGUAUAUUAUUAUAGUUUAAAUAAAGCAGCUUGUCAAUAUCUA